This is a messenger RNA of Galendromus occidentalis (western predatory mite), 1907 nucleotides long. Its product is annotated as ferritin heavy chain, oocyte isoform. Gene Ontology annotation, molecular function: ferrous iron binding; ferric iron binding. Lineage: Eukaryota; Metazoa; Arthropoda; Arachnida; Mesostigmata; Phytoseiidae. The transcript is spliced from 2 exons. Bases 596 to 1447 code for a protein of 283 amino acids. The record is from RefSeq and is a predicted model, not a curated record. Gene Ontology annotation, cellular component: cytoplasm. Gene Ontology annotation, biological process: intracellular iron ion homeostasis; iron ion transport.
AAACUCAACCGUCCGGUGUUAGCCUUGGGUCAACAGUGCUUGAACGGGCUAGUGAGUAUGAAUUUCAGCUUUACGUGAAACUGUCUCGACCAGUAGAUUCAGUGGGAGCACAUUAGUCGCCCCCAUCGUAUCAGAUGUAUCUUAUCAAGUCAGCCAAGUACUUCCGCAACUGAUCCUUAUCCGAGAGAACGAUCCCGUCAUUGUUAGACGUCUGCGAAUCCCUUGUGUCGAUGACAGGCGAAUCCGAUUCGAUCGAUCGUUCUCAAGAAGAAACAUUCCCACAACAGCCGAGACUUUCCGGAGUGCGCGGCUCCCCCUUCUCCCGGAGCGGGAAGAGAAGUUCUUCUAAUAGGCAUCGUGAUGCUAUUCCGGAUUAUCCGUAUUCUGUCGCUAGAACGAAUCGAUGAUUCACGAUUCGUCAGAUUCAAUAGCUUUAUGAAAUUUCACGAUUGGCUGCAGACGUCCGGCCCCAGGGAAUCCUUAGGCCAGAUCCACUCGUGCUAUCAACGUCAGAAACGGCGAUCCAGACACGAAUGUUGGCAGAGCUAAAUUUUCCAAUUAACGUAAGCUUCAUUCCCACAAUGUUGGCGACGGGAUGUGCGUAGCAGAUCGCAAUGGCGACGUUAAGGUUUUGUUGUAUCAAGGGUACAGCUGUUGCUAUGCAGAAUCGAGAAGCCAUUUGGAUCGUGACAUUACGGAGAAUAGAUUCCCGAGCUUCGCCGGCUACCGUCCGACUCUGGAACGGGGUCCUAGGGUGGGUCCAUCCGAAUUCGAAUUUGCAGGAUGUCUCACGGUGCUCUUCUUUGCAGCUUGGACAUUCUACGCCGAAUCAACGAGAUCUUCCGAAAAUCGUCAAAGUUUCUCUGAAACCAAGACCGAGAGCUUCGCGAUCAUGACUCGACCCAGGCAAAACUUCCACGCCGAUUGUGAGGCGGCUAUCAACAAUCAGAUCAACAUGGAGCUGUACGCAUCCUACGUUUACCUGUCGAUGGCGUUCUAUUUCGACCGCGAUGACGUUGCCUUCAAGAAUAUCAAGAAGUACUUCCUCAAAGCAUCCGAAGAGGAGAGGGAGCAUGCCACCAAGCUCAUGGAAUACCAAAACAUGCGAGGUGAGUUCAUUUUCUCCAAGACUCGUUAUGCGAAUCUUUUCCUUGAUUCCGAGUCAGCACAUCCAACCUGUAACCGAAUCACAGGUGGACGCAUCAUCCUCCGAAGCAUCAAUAAGCCAGCUAAAGAUGAGUGGGGCAAUCUUGCGGAGGCUUUCUCAUCAGCUCUUGAGCUCGAGAAGCAAGUCAACCAGAGCCUUCUCGAGCUUCACAAGCUCGCAGGCGAACGGAACGAUCCCCAGGUACGAAUACAGCGUCAAGUCGAGCAGCUCUUAUAUGAACGCAUAUAUUCACUAGAUCAUCUCGGAUUUAGUUCAACGGGAUCCAUGGAUAUUAUUUGAUGUGAUCUCCCUUCUAGUUCUGCGAUUUCUUGGAGAACACCUAUCUCGAGGAGCAGGUGAAGGCGAUCAAGGAACUGUCGGAUCAUCUGACUAACAUCGAACGCGUCGGUAACGGCCUGGGCGAAUUCAUUUUCGACAAGGACUUCGACGAGUAAGGAUCAAUCGUAAUGAGACCUUGCGGGAGAGCCCCCAGAAAGGAGCAAUCAGGACGGAUUCGGCAAACAUCGAAUCCGAUUCACGAACAAAUCUCGCCUGGAGCGGUUCUCCCUGUGUGUGCGUGGUCCAUUUUCCCUCAGAGAAUCAUGGGAAGUCGUCAAUCAGGAAGAUUUCGUGAAUCCGUAAAUGUUGGCACGUUAGCAACGCAGAGACCCCUGGAGCUCAACGGGCUCCUCCGGUGAUCGUGUUGUUCUACUUUUCGAAGUUGAAGGUGUCAAUAAAACUAUUUGGAAAUGAAGGAAAU